This is a messenger RNA of Zingiber officinale, 1317 nucleotides long. RefSeq names its product putative plant UBX domain-containing protein 14. Bases 107 to 922 code for a protein of 271 amino acids. The transcript has 6 exons. Gene Ontology annotation, molecular function: ubiquitin binding. The record is from RefSeq and is a predicted model, not a curated record. Lineage: Eukaryota; Viridiplantae; Streptophyta; Magnoliopsida; Zingiberales; Zingiberaceae. Gene Ontology annotation, cellular component: nucleus. Gene Ontology annotation, biological process: proteasome-mediated ubiquitin-dependent protein catabolic process.
UUCUAUUUCUGUUCCGAUCGAACCUCUAUAAAUACAGUGACAGAGAAUAAGAUCGAGAUCGUUUUCUUUCCCUGCCUUCUAAAUCGGAACCCUAACCUGAAGUUCCAUGGAGUUCCUCCCAUCGAUGGAGGAGCAGCAGCUGCUGGUCUCGUCCUUCCUCCAGAUCGUUGUCGGCCAGACCACCGCCAUCGCCACCCAGUUCCUUCAGGCAACAAGGUGGAAUCUUCACGAUGCUAUUCGACUCUUCGCUCAUGUCAAAGAUGGCGGUGGGGUAUCAUCGCCUUCCAUGCCUCCGCCGAUCAAUGGAAAUUUUAGGCUUCAAUCAGAUCAAGUGCUUGCGUCGUGCAAUUCUGAUUUAGUAUCAAGGCGAGCUGCAUGGGAGUCAAAAGAAAGCGUACCUUCAACAGCAAAUGCUUCCCAUGAUAAGGUUUCUUCACUGCCACUUGACUUGAUACGCCAAGGAAUUUCUGACCAGGGUUUUCUUCUGUUUGGUCCCAAGGCAAAUCAUUCUUCUCUUUGUCAAAAACGUCGAAGACCUUUUGAUUCUACAUUGCUGAACAUACAAGAUCCUUCUAAAAGGCUACGCCAACUUGACGAUGAACCUAACCUAGACAAAAAUGGUGGAGCCUUCUCAAGUGGUUAUCCUAUUCUUCCAGAAGAACCACAGGAUACCAAAGAAGUUUGUAGGAUACGGAUCCGUCUCCCUGAUGACGGACAUUUUAUUCAGCGAAACUUUUUCCGAGCUGACUCAACAAAGCUUCUGUGGUCUUUCUGUUCUUUGCAUCUAGAGGAUGGGCAAAAGCGAGGUUUCCACUUCACUCAAGUCAUCCCCGGUGCAUCAAAAACUCUGACAUACCGUAGCAACCUAACUUUUGAAGAAGCCGGAUUAUCAAAUUGGCUAAUCACAUUGGUUUGGGAUUGAAUAGGGUUAGUUUGCGGAUGAUUCGGGAUCCAAAUUUGCAGCAAGAAAGGUUUCUGUAAUGCCUGCCAUGCUUACUUGAAUAACCUUGUGCAUAGCUACCAAGAAAUACCAUUACAUUCUCAUUCUCGACACCGUUGCACAUCGAAGAACUAAGGCGCCAGUGAAAACUGUAGCCACGGGCGAAUCCAGACCUAACUAGCUCGACUAUGUUUUGGCAAGGGGCUUUCAAAUUACGGAAUUGCAUGGAAUGAAUUGAAGUUAUGAUUUAUAGUAGUUUUUUUUUUGGUUCAUUCCCUGUUCUUUAUUUCUUCAAUAGUUAUGAAUGGAGAAGAUACUCUUGUUCCAUACUUUGUCGAUAUCAUAAGUUUAAUAGAAAAGAUUGUUCUUGUUCCAAA